Molecule: messenger RNA, 1005 nt
Organism: Saccharomycopsis crataegensis
Lineage: Eukaryota; Fungi; Ascomycota; Saccharomycetes; Ascoideales; Saccharomycopsidaceae
Gene: GRE2
Product: methylglyoxal reductase (NADPH-dependent) GRE2
Exons: 1
Coding region: 1-1005 (334 amino acids)
Molecular function (GO): oxidoreductase activity, acting on the CH-OH group of donors, NAD or NADP as acceptor
Source: RefSeq, a predicted model, not a curated record
AUGUCUGAAACUACUGUGUUUGUUUCUGGGGUUACGGGAUACAUCGCGCAACACAUUGUGAAGCAAUUGCUUGCUAAAGGAUAUAUCGUUGUUGGAACGGUGAGAUCUACUGAGAAAGGUGAGAAAUUAAAGACAUCUUUGAAUUCCGAUAAGUUCUCUUAUGAAAUUGUUAAGGCCAUCGAAGAGGAAGGUGCUUUUGAUGAAGCUUUGAAGAAGCAUCCUGAAGCUACUAUCUUUUUACACACUGCGUCUCCAUUCCAUUUCAAUGCGACAGAUAUUGAAAAACAAUUGAUAAUUCCUGCCAUUUAUGGUACUAAAAACGCCCUUAAAACUAUCAAGCAGUAUGGCCCUCAAGUGAAAAGAGUUGUUGUUACUUCAUCUUAUGCUGCAAUGUUCCCUAAGGACGAUACUGAUGCUACAAUUACUGUUAAUGAAAACUCAUGGAAUGCCAUCACUAAAGAAGUGGCGCUUACCAACCCUUUAUUCGGGUAUAUUGGGUCUAAGACUUUUGCGGAACAGGCCGUUUGGGAGUUUGUGAAGACUGAAAAUCCAUCAUUUGACGUCUCAGUUAUAAACCCAGUAUUCGUUUUUGGACCUCAAGCCUUUGAUGAAAACGCCAAGGGUACUUUGAAUACUUCUGCAGAAAUUAUCAAUAGCAUUGUUCAAUUAAAGCCAGAUGAUAACGUUCCUAAUAUCGAAGGUGGCUAUAUCGAUGUUAGAGAUGUCGCAGCAGCACAUAUAAUUGCCUUCGAAAAGAAAGAAGCAAUUCUGCAAAGAUUGCUACUUUCAGCUGGUAGAUUCACUUGUCAGGAUAUAUUAGAUAUUUUACACGAGAAAUUCCCGGAAUAUGCUGCUAAUUUGCCAAAGGGUGUCCCAGGUUCUGGUAAAGAAGCAACUUUUGCAGUCCUUGACAAUAAAAAAACUAAAGAAAUCCUUGGAUUUGAGCUUAGGAAUUUGGAGCAAACUAUUACAGACUCAAUCAAACAAAUUUUGACUAAUAAAUAA